Molecule: messenger RNA, 1752 nt
Organism: Beta vulgaris subsp. vulgaris (sugar beet)
Lineage: Eukaryota; Viridiplantae; Streptophyta; Magnoliopsida; Caryophyllales; Amaranthaceae
Exons: 3
Coding region: 1-1752 (583 amino acids)
Source: RefSeq, a predicted model, not a curated record
AUGAGGUAUUUCCCUUUAAUACCUAGGCUUCAGAGAAUGUUUAUGUCAUCUAAAACUGCCGCUAGUAUGAGAUGGCAUUCAGAUGAACGUCAGAGUGACGAUGGGGUAAUGACACAUCCAGCCGAUUCAAAAGCUUGGAAAUCAUUUGACGAUAAAUAUCCAUCUUUUGCCUCUGAAACACGAAAUGUUCGCCUUGGUUUAGCAAGUGACGGCUUCAGUCCCUUCAGGAAUGGACAUAUUCCCCAUAGCACAUGGCCAGUGGUUCUAAUACCAUAUAAUUUGCCUCCAUGGCUUUGCAUGAAACAACAUUCUCUAAUUUUGUCCAUGCUCAUUCCAGGCCCUAAGGGACCUAAGAAGAAUAUUGAUGUGUAUCUCCAACCUCUAAUUGAGGAACUUAAGUUGUUGUGGAAUGUUGGUGUGGAGACGUAUGAUGCCUCAAGAAAAGAGAAGUUUAGGUUGUUCGCUUCUUUGUUAUGGACUGUUAGUGACUAUCCUGCUUAUGGUGAUCUCUCUGGAUGGAGUACGGGAGGAGAAAAAGGUUGUCCUACUUGCGACAGUGACACAUCUUCAAAAUGGCUAAGAAACGGGGGCAAGUACUGUUACAUGUGUCAUCGCCGAUUUCUACCCAUUGAUCAUGAAUGGAGGUACGAUGGGGCAUCUUUUGACGGCACACAUGAGAUUAGACCAAAGCCAAAGGAGUUAACGGGUGAGGAAGUGCUUGAACAAUUGGUGGAUGUUGAAUGUGUUACAUCCCUUGAGACUCCUACUAGGAAGAGAAAUCAACGCAAAGAUCAAAAGAACAAAUGCAAAGCAAUAUGGAGAAAAAAGAGCAUUUUCUAUGAGUUGCCGUAUUGGAGUAGUCUUCUAGUGCGUCAUAAUUUAGAUGUGAUGCACAUUGAGAAGAAUGUUUGUGAGACUUUACUUGCUACGUUGCUUGACAUCGAAGGGAAAAGUAAGGACAAUUUGAAUGCACGACAUGAUUUGAAGGAAAUGAAAAUUAGAAAGUCCCAGCAUGCUAAAGAACGAGACGAUGGUAGUUGGGAGAUUCCCCCGGCUCCUUACACGUUAUCCUUGGAGGAAAAAAAGAAGCUAUGUACCUUCCUGACGAGUGUCAAGUUCCCUGAUGGCUAUGCUUCAAAUAUCUCCCGAAAUUCAUUGCUGAGAGAGCGCAAAUUGGCAGGUUUGAAAAGCCAUGACUUCCAUGUCAUUAUGGAGCAUCUUCUUCCUCUUGCUAUACGUGAUUGGCCGAAGUCACUGUCCACACCACUUAUUAAAUUGAGUUCAUUUUUCAAGCAAUUGUGCUCUAAGACAUUGAAUGUGAAAGACUUAGAAAUAAUGGACAAGGAAAUAGCCGUCAUCCUAUGCGAGUUAGAAAAGAUUUUCCCACCGGCUUUCUUUGUGAUUAUGAUUCACCUGUCGGUACACCUUGCAAAAGAAGCAAUGAUUGCGGGACCCGUUCAAUAUCGUUGGAUGUACCUAUUGAGAGGGCAUCCUGAAGGGUCGAUAGCAGAAGGCUAUCUUCUAGAGGAGUGUCUGACAUUUUGUUCAAGAUACAUGGAGGAUAUUGAAACACAAUUCAAUAAGGAAGAUAGAGUCUAUGACUGUGAUGAUCAUGGUGAUGCUGAGGAUCGAUUACCCAUUUUUAAGACAAGUGGUCGAGCGGUCGGGAAAGUGACUUCUUUAGCUCAAGAAAAGCAUCCUGCUGUGACUGAACAUUUACAGGCCUUAGCGGAUGGCCCAGUCGUGUUGUAG